Molecule: messenger RNA, 2174 nt
Organism: Scatophagus argus
Lineage: Eukaryota; Metazoa; Chordata; Actinopteri; Scatophagidae
Gene: ctsf
Product: cathepsin F
Exons: 14
Coding region: 135-1562 (475 amino acids)
Cellular component (GO): lysosome
Molecular function (GO): cysteine-type endopeptidase activity; cysteine-type endopeptidase inhibitor activity
Source: RefSeq, a predicted model, not a curated record
ACACUGUGACGAGAUCUCUGGAAAAGCCAUUUCUGUUAACUCGAUAUCGAUUUUAAUUCGAGAAAACCAAACACCCGUCUAUUUAACCGAGCAAAGGCUGGACGUCUGCCCCUUUUCUUUCUGACGGGACCAACAUGACGGUCGGAUUCCACUGUUGUCCAGUAAUCCUCUGGUUGGCCUUGGCCGCCGUGCUGGGCUCGGUAGUCGGGCUUGGUGAGGACCUCGACCGGCCUCUGAUUGGGCCUCCAGGCUCUCCGAUCCGACUGCAGGAGUCCGACCCCGGCUUAAAGAAGGCCCUGGAGUUUGCCGAGGAGCGCUACAACCGGGGCUCCAACUCCAUGCAUCUCCGCAAAGUCAGCCGGAUCCUCUCUGCCACCAAACAGCUGGUUAAAGGCAUCCGCUACACUGUAACAGUGGAGCUGAGUAACACUCAGUGCAAGAAAACUUCCAUGCUCAGGACAUGCGACUUCUAUCCUGAGCCUCUCAAACUCAAGACGGAGGUGUGUGUGUUUGAGGUGUGGGACAUCCCAUGGCAGGGGACUUCAACUUUGCUCAAACAGAAGUGCCAGCUUAAAGCUGAACCUCAGCUAGAAGAGAUCAACAAGGUGAUGGAUGCUCCCACCAGCCAGCCUCUGGAGGAGUCUGUGGAGCUGUUGGGCCGGUUUAAAGAAUUCAUGGUGAAAUACAAUAAGGUCUAUAGCAGCCAGGAAGAGGCAGACCGUCGUUUGCGGAUCUUUCACGAGAACCUGAAAACUGCUGAGAAGAUCCAGUCUUUGGAUCAAGGGUCAGCUGAGUACGGAGUCACCAAGUUCAGCGACCUAACAGAGGAAGAGUUUCGCUCUACGUACCUGAAUCCUCUGCUGAGUCAAUGGACUCUUCAUCGACCAAUGAGACCGGCCUCUCCUGCUCGAGACCCCGCCCCUGCCAGCUGGGACUGGCGUGAUCAUGGAGCUGUCAGCCCUGUUAAGAACCAGGGUAUGUGUGGAUCCUGCUGGGCAUUUUCUGUCACAGGCAACAUUGAAGGCCAGUGGUUCCUGAAAAAUGGGACUUUGCUGUCCCUCUCUGAACAAGAGCUGGUUGACUGUGAUGGGCUGGACCAGGCGUGUGGAGGAGGGCUGCCGUCAAAUGCUUAUGAAGCUAUUGAGAAGCUGGGUGGUCUGGAGUCAGAGACCGACUACUCCUACAGAGGACACAAGCAGGGCUGUGACUUCACCACCGGGAAGGUGGUCGCCUACAUCAACAGCUCUGUGGAACUGUCCAAAGAUGAGAAGGAAGUUGCAGCUUGGUUGGCUGAGAAUGGACCAGUUUCUGUUGCUCUGAAUGCUUUUGCCAUGCAGUUCUACAGGAAGGGUGUGUCUCACCCAUUGAAGAUCUUCUGCAACCCCUGGAUGAUCGACCACGCUGUGCUGCUGGUGGGAUACGGAGAGCGUAAAGGUAUCCCUUUCUGGGCCAUCAAGAACAGCUGGGGGGAGGAUUAUGGAGAGCAGGGUUACUACUACCUAUACAGAGGGUCCAACGCCUGUGGGAUUAACAAGAUGUGCUCAUCUGCUGUAAUCAACUAAGCCACCAACAUCACAUAUUCACAGACACACACACACACACACACACACACACACUACCACCACCACACUACAUGUAUAACAUCUUUACACUACCCACAGACAUAUUUGAUCCAGACUGCAUGCUAAUCACAACACAUAAAAUCCUACUGAUGUUACUGUUCCGUUAAACCAGACUAGUGUUUCAUCUUCAUACCUCACAGCUAGUCGCAAUUUCCUAAAAACAUACCAGCUCUAAUAAAGCUAACGUUGCUGAAAAAUUUUAUGGUCAUUUAAAAGUAGAUUUCUAUUUUAUUUUAUUUUCAUUCCGUUAGUUCUGCAAGUUACAACAGUGACUGUGUUUUAUUCAGUGUUGGUUUUAGCUCAUCUUUCCUCACACUAACUAAGCUCAUGUUCGAUGAAGAUUGUGCAUUACACCUGGGAUUUGUCUUGUAUGUUAUCUCGGAUGCUUUGUUACCAGUGCAUAUAGCAAUGCUCUGUAGUACUUGAGAGGGGCUUUUACCUUAUAUUGCUCUGCACAUAAAGUGUACUACGUAGCUGCAAUGCAACUGUGAAAACUGCUGUAAGACAGAAAUGAGAAAUGAGUGAAAGUCGAAUUAAAAAGUGUGAAAUCCU